CGUUACUCGUUACGUUACUGCGGCUUGCCUAACUCGUUUCAGUUCUAUUAAGCAUUUUAUGUUGCUGUGUCUCUAUUAUUCUACAGAUCGUAUACUUAUCUAUCUCUUUUUUAGUAAAUUUAUUGUUUGUUAACAACUUUGACAGUUGUCACACAUUUAUCACCUGAUAAAAAUUUACACCUAUUUUUAUUUAUAUUUAAAACACAUCGGUUAAGAUAAAUAAGACAAUUGAGUUGUAGAGAGAUAUUGUGUCCUUUGUUAUAGAAAAAUAGCGGUAAGCGAAAAUGGCAGACGGAGGGUUUCCAGGUCAGCACACCACCACCACCACAAUCACCAGCAGCACAACGGUCACCACUAACUUACGCUUUGAUAAGUCAUACCUGGUGACACUGCCUGGCAUUCUCAAAGUAGUUCAAGUAUUAUGCAGCUUCCUCGGCUUCAUUUGCAUCCAGUUCUCGCGUUUCAACAACCAGACAACUGGCUCGUUCUUCAGUUGGAUAUCGAUGAUAGCGUUCUGGUUCACGGGCAUCCUGCUCGGCUUCUAUCUCUUCCACUUGGUGGAGAAGUUCUACAAGAUCCCCUGGCUGAAGAUAGAAUUCGUUUUCUGCGCGUUGUGGACCUUGUUCUACUUGAUCGUGUCGAUCAUGGCCACAACAGUUCAUGACAACCCUCAUUCGGCUGCUGCGUUCUUCGGGUUCGUCGCGAUGGCGGUAUACGCCGUCGAUUGCUUCUUGAAGUGGAAAGCGGUACGAGCUGGUGGGCUGGCGCAGGGCACCAGGGUCGUCUCCAAGCAGACCACGUCCACGGUGGAGUCCCCGCCGCCGAGGCAAGGUUACUAAUACUACCACACUUUGUACAAGAGGUGCUACAACUAUCAAUAAUCAUGAUAUGCACUUUUGAUUAUAAUCAAGUAUUUCGUUUUUACCUGAAUCAGAUAAUACCAAAAAAAAUAUAAAUUAAAUGGUGAAACACUACAAGCAAUAUUAGGAAGUACUUACAUGCAGUGCGUUAUAUUUGACGCAGGUUUAUUAUGGUUUUUAUUAAAUUUUUUGUACUUAAUCAUUUUGCAUAAUCACUUUUUUAUCAUUAGUUAACGAAAAUAAAUAAAUAUGUUUUAACACAGAUAUAUUUAUAAUAAUAAAGAUGCCUUAUUUAUAAGUUUGAACAAAUAAUUACUCAGUAUGUACACUGUACAGCAUUUUUUAAUUCUACGAUCUAAAACAGCAUCGAGUAUUUUUAUUAAUUGAAUGAGUUGGACGCUAUAUGACAGUAUAUUGUGUGAAUGUGUUUUAUUAAAUUUGAAUUAAUGUAUUUUAGCUAACAAAUAAAUAUUUACAAAAUCAUGAAGUUUUGUACGAAUUUAUAAUCAGUUACCUUUUUCAAACUUGACUAUACAAUAAAUCACUAUUUUUUGUAAUAUUUUUACCAGAAAUCUGUCAAGCUAUUACAAAAAAAAUCUGUUUGAUAUAGAAUACCUAAUUAAAAGCAGUUAUUUGAAGAAUUAUAACUGAUGAAUGAAAUGAGAAUUAAAAAUUUGUUGAUGUAUUAAUUUCGAGAAGUUUAUUAUAAUUGUAAAACAAAGUCAAUUUAUUCACCAAUUGCAAUGUAAAACAAUACAGGGUUAUAAUUAUUUAUGAGCAUAAUAUUACUAUUGCAAAUGCAUGUGACCCAAAUAGAUAACUUAUAUUUGAAAUUUUACCUGAGAUUCAUAUAUUGUUAAGCAUAUCACAUUUAAUUUAAUUGCUAAAUUGAUACACUAUAUAGUCCUAUAUUUUUGCUACACAAUAUUUGUAAAAAAACUAUGAACAAGAGAAAAACUCUAAUGGGUAUUAUAUGGUUGACCUACAUGACUUAUUUUAUCAAUAUGUAUAAAACGAACAAAAUAUAGUAAUUUGUUUGUUUUAUAUUCCCUAAGAAUUAUGUAAGCACAGCUCAAAUUUAACUGACCUGGUUCAUAUUUGACGCAUUAAAAAUCUAUUUAGGAUUAUUCUAAUUUUUAUCAAUUAAAAUGAGGCUUCAGAAGAAUAUAGAUAAGGUCGCAUUUUCAUCACAGCUUUACAUUAGUUACCACAGAAUGACAGUAAAAAUGGCUCAAUUUUUAUUAAUGAUCUGAAUAUUAGUGCAUGACAACUUUGUAUAAUAUUGUGACAAUAUUGACAAAAAAUGACAAAUUAACGUAUUUACUUAAUUGAUUAUAAGGGAAAUUACUAGGUACUAUAGUAUGACUAGUUAUGAUUUUAUACAUAGUUUGGCAAGCAAUUGUUGAAAGUAUUAACUCUAACAGAAGUUGCUUAUAUGCAAUGUCACUAGUAUAACCAACUAAGAAUUACUUAGUAUUUGUAAAUUUCCCCGUUUUUGAGUGUUCUAUUAUAAAUAAUAUGCAUAUCCUGAACAGAAAUGGAAUCGACGUUUAAUAUUAAAACUAUUGUUGGUGUACUAAAAGUCCGUAACAAAAUAAUUGUUAUAUAAAAUUGAAAAAAAAAUAUUAAUAUUAUAAAUAAAACCUGCUACUAUUGUCCGAAAUUCAAGUUUACUUAAAUAGGUUAAUAAUACUUGUACCUGUGCACAUUGUUUUGUACAGUUAUAUUGAUUUUUAUCUAGUUUUUAAGCAUUUAACCACCUGCGUUUAUUUUGUUACAUUUAAAGUUGGCGAUAGCAGUGAAUUAAUUAGUUGAUUCGAGUAAUUCUGAUCUAAUAUCAGAUCUAUCAUGUUUUUUAUCACAAAUUUAAUUUUUACAUUAAUAUUAUUUAAAUUCGUCAUACUGAUGUUUCAAGUCCCUCUUUACACACCAUUCCCUUAUUAAAGCAUAACUGACAAUUAACAUGUCAAAUAGUCUUUUUAAUGUAACGAGAAAUUCACUGAUUGUUUUUAGAAUUAGCAAGAACAAAUAAUUAUUAUUCACUGCUACCCCUUAAAAUUAAUCUUAUUGUGUUAAUAUUACAAAUAUAAAUCCAUUUAAUGUUUUAUCGUAACAUGUAACACUAGCUUUAAGUUUACCCUAAGUUUAAAAGGUUUAAUAUUGACCACUGCCCAUAUGACUACACUGAGCCGAUACAUAUUUUCUUCUAGUUGCGUCACAUUUAGCAAUCAAUGUUCCAUUUUUGACCCCCUUAUGUAGUGCAAGUUGACUCAAAUUUGGAUUUCAAUAUUAUGUAGAUUUAUACCUUUACAUAGAUAAUCUAGUACAUGAUUUCGGAGUCACAAAUAUUGCAUUAUAUUUUCUAGCAUCGUUAAAUACUUAAUAGAUAGUAAUAUUACACAACUGGUAAUAAAUUAAUUAUGUAAGUUGUAAUAAUAUUGAUAAGGGGGCAGCACUCUGCACAAGUAUAGAUUAGAAUAAUAUGGAGAAAUGGUAAUAUACCAUGCAAAAUAAAGCAUGAUAAUUAGGUUUAAAAUUCAAUAAAUCUGAGCCAUUAUUCAAGAGCAAUGAAAACCUGAAAAUUAUUAUACAGGUCCCACACUUGAGAAUUUUGUACGACUGAGCGGUUCGUAAGGUACUGCACAACGUAUAAUAUAUUUAGUGUACGAUUUCUCGUUCCGAUACUUCGAUGCGAUUUAAUCGAACCGAUAUUUCGGAGUGAGUGAGAUUUUCAGUUUGGGUAAUCUUUGUUAAUACCUCGUUAAGAGUAUAUUAACAUAAAUUAUUGUUUUCUACGUCAAACACUUAAAAAUAUUUUUUUCUACGGUUUGUAUUAAAGUUUUUUAAAAUCAAUGUAUAAUUGACUUUGUAUUUAGUCAGUUUUAAUUAUUUUCAAUGUAUUUUUGUCGUAAGAAAACAGUGGUAUCAGCACACUUUAUACACCUUGUAUACACAGCACAUAAUAUUUUAGUAAUAUUUACUACUUAAUGACACAAAUGCCUUAUUAAUGUUACGAUGUUAACUGCUAUAUCAAAUUUUAAUAAAUUAUAUGUGUUAGUAA
Messenger RNA from Manduca sexta (tobacco hornworm), 3921 nucleotides. Its product is annotated as CKLF-like MARVEL transmembrane domain-containing protein 4. The transcript is spliced from 4 exons. Gene Ontology annotation, cellular component: membrane. Bases 285 to 839 code for a protein of 184 amino acids. Lineage: Eukaryota; Metazoa; Arthropoda; Insecta; Lepidoptera; Sphingidae. The record is from RefSeq and is a predicted model, not a curated record.